AUUCACGUAAACAUCGAUUAAACCCAUCGGUACGGUGCAUCCUCCCCCGCUUUCCUCCUCCACCUCCUUCUUCAUCUUCUUCAUCAAGCUCUCAUCUUUCCCGAAUUUCUCCCUCUGUUAGAGCAAGGCAGGGAAUACCCAUCUGUAGAAAGCCCUGAAUCUCUUGAGAACCAAAAAGGGUCGUCUUUAUGCUCGUGACAUCUCCCCGUUUUCACCGUUCUUUGGGUUUCUUAAUCUCAAUCUCUGUGUAGUAAGUAUACCCUUUUGUUUACCUUUCCUUCAAGUUCCAGAAAGUCUCUUCCUUUACGAUUCUCUCCUUUUCUAAUCCUCCGAUUCUGUAUUGGGAGCUCGUAUCUCUCAGCCAGUGUCUUGGGUUCGAAGCAUUUCAAACGUGCACUCCAAGUGUUCGUUUUCCCUCGCUUUCUCCGUCAAGAAGAUUUUGUUUCUAUUAUUAGCCCCCAUAACAGUUACAUUCAACUGAGCCCGCGUUCUAUUAAAUGCCUAGCUUGUCGUAUUGACUGUUAUGGGAUCAUUAUUUUUUCUUUUAGCAAAAUGAGAUCAUUACUUGAAACACCCAUUUCUCUGAUUGCAAAGGGCCGUUUUUAUGUUGAAAACUGUCGAGCAUUCAGCUUAAAUGCUGUUCAUAAGCCCUAAGAAGCGACUUUGGUUACACUUUCGAACAUCCUUGCGACUACCCUGAGCUUUUCUUUUAGCCAGGAAUCUUGGGAUACUCUCACAGCCACCUUUUUGAAGAGCAUGAGGAAAAAUGCUAAUUCUAACCUGGUAAGGAUUUUCAGUGAUCGGAAAUGGAUCGUGCCGUUUUUCGCAAGUUUACUCAUGUCGGUCACGCUAUUGUUUUCUGCUGUUUUCGGGCUGUUUGGAUCUCCUUAUGGUGGAGAUCAAUCCGCAUUUGAGGAGAAGUUGGACGAUCGAAAUGGGCUCUUUGUAGAAUCAGAAAUAGAUAAAUCGGCCAAUACCAAUGGCCAUUUAGGUGGGGAUGCACCCAGAUUUGCGUAUCUUAUUUCGGGUACAAAAGGCGACAGUCAGAGGAUGAUGAGAACCCUACAAGCUGUUUAUCAUCCUAGAAACCAGUAUAUUCUGCAUCUGGACCUUGAGGCGCCUCCUCGCGAACGGAUGGAUUUGACCCUGUAUGUAAAGAAUGAUCCGACAUUCCGUGAAGUAGAGAAUGUUAGAGUAAUGGCUCAGUCGAAUUUGGUUACUUAUAAGGGACCUACAAUGAUUGCAAGUACACUUCAGGCCAUUGCAAUUAUGUUGAGGGAGAAUUUGCGAUGGGACUGGUUUAUAAAUCUCAGCGCUGCGGAUUAUCCUCUUAUGACGCAGGAUGAUCUGCUGUUUGUGUUUAGCAAUUUGUCCAGAAGCCUGAAUUUUAUUGAACAUGCUCAGAUUGCUGGGUGGAAAUUGGACCAAAGGGCGAAACCAAUCAUCAUCGAUCCAGGGCUGUACUUGUCAAAAAAGUCUGACAUAUCUUUGACCACUCAACGUCGAUCACUGCCAACAUCCUUUAAGUUGUUUACUGGAUCGGCGUGGGUGAUGCUAACCCGUGAUUUUCUCGAGUACUGCAUUUGGGGAUGGGAUAACCUUCCUAGAACCAUUCUCAUGUACUACACAAACUUUAUAUCUUCUCCAGAAGCUUAUUUUCACACCGUCGUUUGUAAUGCCAAAGAGUACCGCAAGACUGCCAUAAGCCAUGACCUUCACUACAUUGCUUGGGCCGAUCCUCCGGGGCAGCAUCCUCUUGACCUCUCCCUCAGGCAUUUCGCUAAAAUGGUUAAAAGCAAGGCCCCAUUUGCGAGAAAGUUCCGCAAAGGUGAUCCGGUCUUGGGUUUUAUUGACAGCGAGCUUUUAGGUAGGACAAGCCGGUUCACACCGGGAGGGUGGUGCAUUGGGAACUCAGAUGGUGAGGCCGACCCUUGCUCCUUGCGGGGUGACGAUUCGGUAUUUAAGCCGGGACCUGGAGCUGUGAGAUUGCUGGAGUUGCUUCGGGAGCUUUUGUCUGAAGGAUUCCGGAGCAAGCAGUGCUCUUAAAUGGUGAGUAGGAUCUUAAGCAACCUCAAGUCUAAAUUUUUGCAUUUGUAGAUCUCACAGUUGAUGUAAUCAUUACAAUUUAAUUCGUCAGAAUGAAACUGACUGUAGCUUUUUGAUUGUGGUA
This is a messenger RNA of Syzygium oleosum, 2170 nucleotides long. RefSeq names its product beta-glucuronosyltransferase GlcAT14A-like. NCBI's taxonomy places the organism in Eukaryota, Viridiplantae, Streptophyta, Magnoliopsida, Myrtales, Myrtaceae. Bases 757 to 2046 code for a protein of 429 amino acids. The record is from RefSeq and is a predicted model, not a curated record. Gene Ontology annotation, molecular function: glucuronosyltransferase activity. The transcript is spliced from 4 exons. Gene Ontology annotation, cellular component: membrane.